GCUAGAGACCCUAGUUGACAGGAUCCUUGUCCGGAUUCUGUGAGUCUUUAGAGUGAGUCAGUAGGUUUGUCAGUCAGGGGUUAGAGUUUACGUGCUGAGGUUUGGAACCGUCAAUCCGGUUGUGCACUUAUCACCAUGGUUGAGACCCGUAGUGGGAAGAGCACUAGCCCCUAUACCCAGGACCAACAAGAGAAGAUGGCCGCCUUAGUGAGAGAAAAUAAGGAGAGGAAAGAGCUUCUGAAGCAGGCGAAAUUACAAGCAAUCGCAGAGGAGCAGGCGGCGAAGAUGAAGAAGUUGGAAGAAGAGAUGGAGGAGAAGAAAAAGGCUGCCGAGGUAGAAGCAGCAGCAGAAGCUGAAGAGGAGAGAAAACGCAGGGAAGUAAAAGGAGAGAGUAGUGGCACGGCGAAUGAGGAGGCAGCGAUGGAGAAGAAGAUUAGUGAGUGGAUUGCUAACUUACCGUUGGGGGAAGACGAGGAGGCAGAGAUGUAUGUGCCACAGGAUGAGAGGGACGCGUUAGCCAGGGAGUUAUCAGGAUUCCGGGAUUUCGCGCGCGAUAUGGUCACCCACGUCGAAGUUAGGCGGUUAAGAGAGAACGUGGAAAAAUUUUGUGAGGGCGCCAUCGAGAGUGCCAAAGCAGUUGCCGCUAUUGAGAGUGAGGCCAAGCCCCGUAAAGAGCCCGUCAAACUUAAGUUCCCGGACGCCUAUGGCGGGAAGAAGGAGGAGAACUUUGAUAACUGGGAGGCGAGCGUAAAUAGCCUAGCUAAUUAUUACAGGAAGUUCGUGAGGAACGUCUCCACUAUCGCCGCUCCCUUGCGCAGGUUGCURAAGAAAGAGGCAAUCUGGCAGUGGGGUAAAGACUGUACGUCUGCGCUAAAGAAGCUGAAGCGCGCGUUAAUAGAAUAUCCUGUCCUCAAAGUUGCAGAUCCGUCUUUGCCAUUUGUCGUCACCACGGACGCAAGUCAGUAUGGUAUAGGCGCAGUGUUGCAGCAAGACGACGGCAAUGGCUACAGACCCGUGGAGAUCAUGUCGACGAGGAUGCCCUCAGAGAAGGUAGCCACCUCGACAUAUGAGAGAGAACUCUACGCUCUCAGGCACGCCUUAGAGCACUGGAAGCAUUACCUGCUUGGGAGGCACUUCAAAGUAUACUCAAACCACGAAACUCUUAGAUGGUUAAAGACCCAGGCCAAGAUAACACCUAAGUUGACUAGGUGGGCCGUUGAGAUAGACCAGUACGACUUUGAGCUCAAACCAGUCAAAGGCAAGUACAAUGUUGUUGCGGAUGCUCUAAGAGACUACAGAGGUCCCAAGAUCCCUGCUCCCAACAAGUUUAGGGGUGAUGACCCCAAGACCGAUGUUGGGGACUGGGCUGCUGGGACCAAAGCCUACUUGAGGGGCUUUGUUUGUGCAGAACAGACCAAGGUGGCGACUGUUCUGGGACUGCUGGAGGGGCCCGCACUGAAGUGGGCUACCUCAACCUCCAGCAGUCUGCAGCAGUCCAUGGAGGACUGGGCUUUUGGGCUUGGGGUGGACAAACUUCUGCAGGCCCUGGAGGACCGAUUUGCAGACAAGGAGCGGGCCCGCAAGGCUGCUGACAGGAUUGCUCGCCUGGGACAGCAGCGGUACAGCGGCACCCUGCAGGCCUUGUUUGCUGAGUUCGAGCAGCUGACCUCCACCCCUGGGUUGGUCAUGUCCACAGAUGAUCUGUUGACCAACUUCUGCAGGGAAGCGCCUGAGAAGUUUGUUGUUGCGUUGUACAGCGCUGGGCACAAGGACUGGAGGUCCUUUGGCCGUGCAGCCCUGGACAUAGAGGCAAAGCUUCGUAUAUACUUCCGGCUCGAAGCAGAGGGGAAGGCGGAACGCGUUCUCCACUCUCUGACUCUCUUGGUGGAAGAUAAUCUUCCUUUUGACAUUCUUUUAGGUAUGGAUUGGGGUGAAGCUGCAAAUGCGGACAUAAAGAUGAGGGACCAUAAGUGUUGGCUCCGUAGUUCGCAACGCGGAAAGAAGAGAAUCCGCCUAUUCCAUGAAUCAGGUAAGGAAAGCAGCUUGGCUCAUUGCCGUAUGAGUGCCCCAGCGUUCGCUCGCCAUGUCAGGAAGUACAACUUGUAUGACCAAGUCUUUGUGGCAUAUGUGCGCCCAGUAAAAGAGGGUGAAGUUACGGAAGAGCCUAAGUCCCCAAAGAUUGAGAAACUUCUGAAGGAGUUCGCAGAUGUGGCAGAGGCCCCAAGCGGUGUGGUUGAGAGACCCAUUAAGCAUCGCAUAGACAUUAUCCCAGGAAGUUCGAUUCCUAAGGGGGCCAUCUACCGAAAUGUCACCUAAAGAGUUGGAUGAACUGCGAUCCCAGCUUGAUGAAUUGCUGGAAAAAAGGAUGGAUAAAGCGUAGUUCCUCGC
Messenger RNA from Chara braunii, 2388 nucleotides. The record is from the annotation of a GenBank genome assembly. Lineage: Eukaryota; Viridiplantae; Streptophyta; Charophyceae; Charales; Characeae.